AUGGACAUUCCUGAACUUAUUGAGUCCAUUCAGUUGGCCACUUCUUCUGGCAACUUCGAAAACUUGGACCCCCAGCAGCAAGCUCAACUGUAUGAGGCUUGUGAUCGAUUGAGGAGUAAAUGUGAAUCUCCUCUAGAUAAGACACUCAGGCUUCUUUAUACUUGCCACCAAGCGAUCGCAGUCCGUCUCGCUGUAGAUCUGAAGCUCUUCGAUGCAAUCGUCAAGCGCGCUUCUGAAGAGGAAGACGGGAAAGUGCGCGUGGGCCAACUUUCCGAGGAUGUGCAAGCAGAUCCCAAACUAGUUGGAAGGAUCAUGAGGUCGCUUGUGCCAUUAGAUAUUCUCAAGCAACAUACAUCCGAUACUUUCUCAUCCACGCGAUUCACUACGGCCUACAUUUCGACGUCAUGGAUGUCCGCAGCAGUGAUAUUCUUCACUCACUUGUUUCUUUUCGUCUCCAAGCUCCCCGAAUAUUUCAAGGAGAAAGGAUGGAAAACACCAGAUGAUAUUGACGACUCGCCGUGGAAUUUUGCAUCCGGGACCAAGUCUGGAUACUUUAAUUACAUGGCAUCGAAACCGUAUUACCAAGACGCCUUCGACACAGUCAUGGCCUCGCCCUACCGUCGCGACGAGAAAAGUUGGCUGGAAUUUUUCCCCGUCGAGGAGAAGCUACAAGUUCAGAGCCCCUCCGACGUGCUUCUCGUGGAUGUUGGAGGUGGUCGGGGGAAAGAUCUCCAGACCUUCCGUGAGAGGUUCCCCAAUUUGCCUGGUAGGCUUGUUCUCCAAGACUUAGGCCAUGUUUGUAAGACAGCAGAUAUUGGCAGUGGAAUCGAGACCCAGGUGCAUAAUUUCUUUGAUGAACAGCCCAUCAAAGGCGCAAAGGCGUACUACCUUCGCACUGUUCUCCACGACUGGCCAGACAAGCAGGCUGUGAUGAUCCUAUCCAGGCUUCGUGAGGCAAUGUCUCCCGAUUCUUCGCUAUUGAUUCACGAGAAGGCUAUGCCGGAGACUAAUAUUCCAUGGAUGGCUGCGAUUGGUGAUAUGACGAUGAUGACUGCUUUCUCGUCGUUGGAACGGAGCAAGAAUGAAUGGGAGACGCUAUUGAAGAAGGCUGGAUUGAAGGUCACCCAGUUUUGGAAGCCCGAGGGCUCUUCCGGACAGCAACAAGUUAUCAUAGAGUGUGCGCUCCAGAUAUCUGAAUGA
Molecule: messenger RNA, 1200 nt
Organism: Penicillium crustosum
Lineage: Eukaryota; Fungi; Ascomycota; Eurotiomycetes; Eurotiales; Aspergillaceae
Exons: 4
Coding region: 1-1200 (399 amino acids)
Molecular function (GO): O-methyltransferase activity
Source: RefSeq, a predicted model, not a curated record